GAACAAAUAUUGUUAACAAUGAAGAAGUCGCUAUUAAACUUGAAUCUACAAAGGCAAAACACCCACAACUAGAGUAUGAGGCAAAAGUUUAUAGAACAUUGGCUGGUGGUGUGGGUAUUCCUUUCGUCCGCUGGUACGGCACCGAAUGCGAUUACAACGCGAUGGUAAUCGAUUUGCUAGGUCCGUCCUUGGAGGAUUUGUUUAAUUUCUGUAAUCGAAAAUUUUCAUUGAAAACAGUACUGUUAUUGGCCGAUCAACUGGAAAAGGAAGCGAACAAAAUACAUCCACCACUGCCGACUCCGGAUGAUGCUAAUGGCGUUGAACAAAAUGAAGAUGAUCCCAAAAAUCAGAAACGUGUCGCCGUAACCCGACAGGCCAAUCCCUCUGGGAACUUCAUCAACGAUCCCUCAUCCUCACGCCGGUCCGCAAGUAAACCAGGUGGCCCCACCAUCGGUUCUGUGCGUGCCCCCGUAUCGUCACCCCAACAACCAAUUGCUAGUAGUUCUUCACGGCUAACACAGGUUCCGAGACGCAAGGGACAAGAUAAUAGUUCUCCAGCUGUAGAAAAUACUCGAACCAUUCCUUCAGACAGACUACUUCGAAGCCAAACCAAGAAUAAUCCAGCGGUAAAUUAUGCUGCUGGUUCAUACCGAGGAGUCAAGAGGGACGAUCCAACCGGUGGAAGUCCGUGGUACUAG
Molecule: messenger RNA, 698 nt
Organism: Acaulospora colombiana
Lineage: Eukaryota; Fungi; Glomeromycota; Glomeromycetes; Diversisporales; Acaulosporaceae
Source: the annotation of a GenBank genome assembly